Molecule: messenger RNA, 4210 nt
Organism: Rhopilema esculentum
Lineage: Eukaryota; Metazoa; Cnidaria; Scyphozoa; Rhizostomeae; Rhizostomatidae
Product: 5-hydroxytryptamine receptor 2B
Biological process (GO): G protein-coupled receptor signaling pathway
Cellular component (GO): membrane
Molecular function (GO): G protein-coupled receptor activity
Source: RefSeq, a predicted model, not a curated record
UCUGGCCAUUUAGACAUAACUGUAAAAGCUUUAUUAAGCCCCCUCUCUAUCAAGCCCCCUCUCUAUUCAGUCCCCCCUUAUCAAGCAAAAACUUUAAAUAAACACCCCUCUCUAUCAAGUCCCCCCUCCAAGUAGCCUUUGAUGUCAAACAUAGAAGUCAUGCGCAUUUAGUGGGUCUCUUUACGGGUGUGAUGAUGAUAAGGUUGUGUGCAUUAAAUACGGCCUAUGUAAAGACCAACUUGUGUGACUUGGUAGUCAGUCAAAAUUUGUUUUGAAGAUGUCCAAGACCAACUUGUGUGACUUUGUAGUCAGUCAAAAUUUGUUUUGAAGAUGUCCAAGGGUUAUCCUGAUGAAGUUGAUGAAGACGAGGACCUCAUAAUUGAUUGAUUAAACUUUGAUAUGAUUUGUAUGACAUUUUCAUAAAAAAAUGGUUAAGGGUAUUUUUAUAACUUUUUUUUGCUUCAAAUUUUUGAUAAGCCUCCUCUCUCUAAUAAGCCCCCUCUAGGACUGAAAAAAUAAAUAAGCCCCCGGGGGGCUUAAUGGAGCUUUUACGGUAUCUAUGAGUUUCUAAUUCAGUUACAUGCAGUAAAAUACAUACUACACUGUCAGUAUUUCCAAUAUUAAAAUAUCCAAGAAUAUAGUAUUCCAGAAACCCUAUCAUUUCCUACCUAAAAAUAUCAAUUUCUUUCUGGAAGGGCUGACCCUUGCAUUGCCGUAUCCACAAACCCACAGUGUUUUGCCACUGUGUAACGUUUCCAAACAAAACUCAAUGCAUUCUUUGAAAUCAGAUAUUCCUUUACUGCCGCUAUUUUCCUGAAUUGUCACAUAUGACAAGAAGUUAAAAUCAUUGUAAAUUGAAGAGGAUCGGCUUGGCUUAAUCUAGGAAAUCCAUCACAAAUCCAUUGGUCUAAGUUGGCUCCUAUUAUGGUCUCUGCCCUUAAGCAUUUGUCAUAUGUCUGCCAAUCGAGCAUUUAUGAGAACGUUAACCAGUUUAGCUCCAAGCAUUGCCUGACAAAAGUUACCAUCGUCGCUUGUGCCCACUGAGUCUGACAUGCAAGAUCCGUUUUGGAAUAAAUCAACGUUUUGAACCAUUUGACUAUUGACAAAUGACACGUGGCGGAUAGCUGUUUUUAAUAGGGUUUGCAAAUCUCCACUAGAUCUCAAUUCUCAGAGGAAAUAUUCUGUUUCGGAAAACUCGGGAUAACUCGGGAUAACUCGGGAUAAAUAAGCAGAAACAGACUGCCUUCUAGAUGGCACUUUUUGCCACUGAAAUAUAUAACAACCCAAUCAAUAUGUCUCAAGUAAAUGGAACCAAUGAAACAGUGACCAAUGCUGGUAAUGGGAAUUUGGCAUUUGGGAUUUUUGUUGAAUUCAUAUUCCUGUGGACGUUAAUUGGAAAUAUCAUUAUCAUAUCUGUUCUAAAACUGUACAAGCCGCUGACAAUCCCAGACAUCUUGGUAUUUUCUUUGGCAUUAUCAGAUCUUCUAAACGUGUUGCUGCCUGCACAGAUGUUAAACCUGAUACAGUCAAGACUGAUCCAAGCGACGUGGAAUGAAUCGAUCUGUAUUGCUUUCACAUGGUCUGUUCACUGCCUACGUCUAUCGUCCGUUUUAACUGUUUCAGUUAUAGCAGUCGACCGUCUGCUCGCUAUACGAAAGCCUCUGGUUUAUCGUUCAAGAGUUAUGCAUGAAAUAAAUCGUGUUAAAGUACUCAUUCUGCUUCUCUGGUUAUUCAGCUGCUUUACAGCAUCACUACCGUAUAUGGGACAGACCCAUUCGCCUUUCAAGAACAAGGAAUGCCAUUACCAGCUGUAUGAUCUUGGAAUAACCUAUGGGUUUUUCGUAGAGAUUGUUGGCUUGUUGCAAUUAGUUCUAGUCUUGUAUUGUUAUAUUGCCAUUCGCAUUUCAACUUGGCACUUUAUGCAGAGACAGGGGAAGUUUCGAAGACAACAACUAGACAGGAUGACCUCAAAUCCUAGUGAUUCUGUUAAGGAUCAAGCAAAAAGAGCUGCGAAAAAUGCCCAGAUGAAGAAGCAACUUUCACGUACAGCUUUGACCAAAUCAAAUAGCAAUUGCGUUGACGAAGAGAGCACAAAGGUGGAGUCUACAACAAAGGUGGGCUCUCUGAAAAAGCAUUUUGGAUCUAAGCGAAAAGAUAAUGGUGUUCCUAUGCUAACUGAGGGUAUGAAGCAAGUAGCGAAAAUGGAGAAGAUGAUGGCAGUGCUGGUUCUCCUGUUUUAUAUAAGCUGGCUUCCAUUCCUGGGAAGCAACCUUUUUUCUCUAGUUACUGGAAAAUCAAAUCAAAAUGUCAUCAGAGUUAUUGGAGUGUUUUCCUUGAUUAACGGAUUUUUAAAUCCAAUAGUCUAUGCGACAAUCUACCCAAGAUACAAGAAAGGAUACAUCUUUGCGUUUCAAACGAUUCUUAGAGUUUGCGGCGGCCGAAAACCGACCCUGACGACAGCAGAUUUUAAUUCUUCUAAAAUUGGCAGAUCAAGGCGACUGCGAACAUUGCGAGAACUGAAGUCGAAUGCCAGUAUGACAUCAACAGCCACCUUAAAGGAAGAUGAAACACCUUAUCAUCGAGACAUCGAGCGGAAUAAAAUUGUAAAUGAUGUGAUCUUGGAAGAGCUUCCGCCAGAAUCGAGGACUGUGAAAAACUUGAAAGGGAGCAAUGAAAAUCCAUGCAAUAUUGAAAAUGAGUCAGGAUGUAUUUCAAAUGAGUUUACGGACAAUAAUGGUAACGCUUUUACUAGCAAUAGGGUUUUAUCGCCCAGAGGCGUGCGUCUAACUGACUGUGUUGAGAAAAAUGAAGAAAAUCAUGCUCUCGCUGAACAUGUAACUGUAGAAAAACAAUCUGUUGAAGUGAAUAUUUUUUGCAGCAAUCCAAAACGAGACCACACAACAGAGCCUCGUGAUGAUCAGAACACAUUUACGUUGCCUCAUUCUACAAAUAGUGAAUGUAUGACAGUAGCUAAGGGUGGUGUUUUGUGUAUGACCAACGAUGAACUUGAUCCAGACAGAAAGUCUUCUCCGAUCAACUUUUUGCCAAGUAACUUAGACUCACAUUAUCACAGCGUGGAUGAUUCGUCGUCUGUUGUAAAUAGACUUGCCAAACUUAGCACUCCUCUCCAUCAGCAAGGAGACAGUGACUCUGUCACUACGCACCAGCUUGGUAUACAAAACGACGGUUUCACUUGAAAUUUUAACUUCCAUAUUAUUUAAAUUACAUUAAAUCUUUCAGCCUAUUUCUUUUUUGCAAGUUUCGAAUGAGGUUGAGCAAUGUUGUUUUUUAUAAAUCGCAAUUUUCUAACAUAUCUUCAAACAGGCGUUUAGAAAGAGGAUCAAAUAUUCAGGCCUUUUUGCAUUCUCUGUUUGUCCCCUUCUUUAUUCACAGAUGUGUAUUUUAUUUAGUAUUGUUCAAACGAAAAAAGAGAUAAUAGGCAAACAUCUCUACUAGUGUAUUUUUGCAUAACAAGUUUUUGCAUUCUUUCCUUGGCAUUUUACUAAAAAUAUUUGUUCGAACAUGAAGGAAAAUUAUAGUUGUUUUGAAAGAGGCUUCGAUUAAAGAUCAAUUUCAAAUCUGAGUUACAAAUCAAAAAAUAAACUGUUUUUUUAUCCACUUUGAUUUCCAGUUUUCAUUACACAACACCUUAUUUAAGUAAGCGACGAGGGUCAUCUGUGUAUUUACAUGAUUAUCUAUAUUAAAUUUGGGCUAAUCAUAAACAAAGCAAGAAAAUUGAGAUCAAAGCUCCCCACCCUCUCCCUCCUAUGGCUUGGGCCUUGGUUGUUAUACACACAUAAGUAUUUUAUCUUUUCUUUGCGUUGAAUAUUAUUCAAACAGAAGGAAAUAAAAAUUGUAACUGUGUUUAUACUUUUUGCUUUAUGUGAUUUACCUUGUAAGUAUUGCUUAUUAUAACUUUGCAAGAAAGACAUUUUAAACUAGAAAGCGUUUUAUAAUCUUGAUAUUUAACAGGAAAUGUAAUAUUGUAGAUAAUGUCAAUGUAGCAAUGUACUUUUUUCUUAUCAAUAACGCAUUUUAUAUGAUUUCCCGUUUUCUGACAUCUUUUCUUUACAGAAACAAGCAAAUUGUGCUAAGCUUAAUAAAUAUAGGAUGCAAUUCUACCCAUGACUUUUCCAUUAUUAGUGCCUAUGACAUACGAGCUGCAAACGUUAUUCCCACGCUUUGUUACUUUCUGAACAUAGAAUAAAAG